Prunus armeniaca (apricot) is the source of this 411-nucleotide messenger RNA. Lineage: Eukaryota; Viridiplantae; Streptophyta; Magnoliopsida; Rosales; Rosaceae. The record is from the annotation of a GenBank genome assembly.
AUGGAUUAUAGUCCUAGCCGUUGUUUGCUGAACCAUGGGUUUCGAAGCCUCCGCCUCCUCCUUCACAUCUCAUCGCCUCUGCUCUACGUCUUCACACCUCAUCGACUCUGCCCUACGUCUUCACAUCUCAUCGACUUUGCCCUACGUCUUCGCCCCAAGCUGAACCACAAAUUUGGGUGCCGUCAAAUCCUAGAGGAGCAGAAAGACUACCACCAGGAAUUCUUGCAGCUGAGUCAGACUUCUACUUUCGCAGAUUAUGGGGCAAGCCCAGUGAGGGAACCAUUUUUUGAUAUGGAGUUCUCUAUUAUCCUGAUACCAUUGCCGCAUCCGACCAAUGGUCUACAGGGAGGGCUAAUUUGGCUACUGAGAUGUGUUGAGGCCCAAAAAUCCAAGGGGCUAAGCCCAAAUUAA